AUGGCGGCUGUUGACAUCGGCACUCCGGUCAAGCGAGAGCCAUCUGCUCUCGCCGACUCGCCCGCGUGCCCCACGCCUCUCUCCCAGUCACUCGACAACCACGGCACGCCAGGCUCCGCGUCCAAUGUCAAGAUGAACUCAACGCCAUCGCCCUCGACCUCGACGGCCAGCAACGGCCAGCCAAGCCAGUCCAGGCGCCCUCCGCGCAAGAGCACCCUCACACAGCAGCAGAAGAACCAGAAGCGCCAGCGCGCCACCCAGGACCAACUUGGCACCCUGGAGAUGGAGUUCAACAAGAACCCCACGCCCACGGCUCAGGUCAGGGACCGCAUUGCUGAAGAGAUUGACAUGACUGAGAGAUCGGUGCAGAUCUGGUUCCAAAACAGGCAUGAGGCCGGCAAGGGCCUCGGCGGACAUACCUUGGCCGGGUACAAGAUCGAGUACCCUUUCGCUUACAUCAAGAACAUGUACCUCGAGAACCAGGAGGGCGACCCCAGCAAGCCCAGUGGCAUUGUCAUUGAGCUCAACAGGCCCCCCCAUUUCUUCAUGGACCAGACGCCCGCCACGAGUGGUUUCUUCCAGUGCGGCGAUUUCACCGAAGAGCAGCAGGCCUCGAACUGUCUGGUUCACCACCUCGGCGGCAACCCCAAGGUUCUCAGCGGUCAGCUUGCCAAGCUGGUCUCACUCGAUGCCUUCAUGAACCGCAACAACCCGAACCCUUUCUUCGAGAACCACUCUCUCUCCGUCUCCGCCCCCGUCUCACCUACCGCGCGCCCCUCUUCACAGCCCAACUUUGCUCAGCCACACGUCGGCAUGUUCCAGGAGUCCUGGGGCAUCAACCACCUGCAGCCUGGCAUGCGUGGUCCUGGCCACAAGAGGCAACGCAGUAGGUCUGUGCCCAUGGCUGUUGACUUCUCCAUGCUCCAGACGCCGAUGCCGUCGUUCUACAUCCAGCAACCCGGCGAGGCGGCACCUCAGCCGCACAACCCGAAUAUUUUCGCUCCCGUCCCACAGCAGCCCAGCGGCCUUGGUCCCAAUCUGAGGAUAGACACGCAAGCUGGUUUUGGGAUGGAGAUGCGGCAGUAUCCCAUGUCGGCAACGACCGCGUCUCCAUCCGAGUUCGCGAGCCCUGGCUACUUUGCCGGACCGGAGCCGAGCCCGCUGCCGACGUCUAGCUACAACACGCCAUACGGUGGAGCGUUCCUCUCGCCGAUGGCGAACCCCUCCAACAUGGUCCCGCCGCCGCAUUCGCCUCUGUCCUUCAACGGCCAUGGCGAGCCCUCCAUCGUUGAGCAGUCGCCGCCCCUGUCUAUGCUGGGCAGGGCCGGCGUCUGCUGA
Molecule: messenger RNA, 1338 nt
Organism: Verticillium alfalfae VaMs.102
Lineage: Eukaryota; Fungi; Ascomycota; Sordariomycetes; Glomerellales; Plectosphaerellaceae
Product: homeoprotein
Exons: 3
Coding region: 1-1338 (445 amino acids)
Biological process (GO): regulation of transcription by RNA polymerase II; cell differentiation
Molecular function (GO): RNA polymerase II cis-regulatory region sequence-specific DNA binding
Source: RefSeq, a predicted model, not a curated record